AGAAUGGCAGCACAGCUGAAAGGUUUGUUUGAGCUGCAUCCUCUAUUGUACAGACUUGAAUCUGCAUUUCCUUCAGUCUGAGAAUUAUUCAUUUCACUUUUGGUGUGAAAGGGCCUUUACAUUUGCCAAAAAUAGAACUUUAGUAACACAAAGGUAAUGUCCAUAAAAACAACGUAAUUAGUUACUUUUUUAGGGUGUAACACAAUAUUGUAAUGCAUUACUUUUAAAAGUACUGUAACUUUCCCCAAGACUGGUUAUAACUGCCGCAUGUGCUUCUACUUAACACCCAUAAUCCACCCAUCAUGUUUUUCAUGUAUUUCAUAUUUUAUGCUUGCCAAGUGUCUGUGACUGUGAGUGUGGAGAAUGGACAGAUGACACUCCACCCAGUGAGGUUAUAGCACUGAUGUAAUCUCACAAACUAAUGUAAAAAAUGUUUAUAAAAAAUGCUUUGGAUAGACACUAAAUCAUAUUCAUUAUCCUCCACUAAUGAAAAUGUUUACUUAGUUUUCAAAUUAUAGGACAGAGUAAAUGAUAAUAAAUACAAAGAAUGCACAUUACUAUUGAUGAUUAACAACUGUAACAAAAAGCCACUGAUACACUGAGUAGUAAAUGAUGCAGUGCAAUACAAGAUAAUAGUACUUCUACUAUAAUUAUAAUAAUAACUAACGAUAAUAAUGUGAAAUAACUUGCAGUGUAGUACUGCAAUAAUGUAGCCAGGCAGUGCCAGAAAAAAAGGCUUGUUGAUCUGUUCAACACACUGUUAAAUUAAAAUCAUCUGUUCAUCAUGCUGUUACGCAGCUUGUGGUGGGCAGCUUCCCUUUAGUCGAGCAGAUCAGUGUGCUUGCUGUCUCAAAGGCUUCUAGCUACAUGUACAGUGAGCAAUAUGGAUUUUAAAGCCAUCAAGCUUCUUAUUUGUGUCGUUUGUGUGGUGCGGUCCAGCCCGGAGCAGAGCUCUACAAAGAGAAAGAAUGGAAAAAAAGAUUUGAACAGUGCUGCUAUUGAGGAGCUGAAGAAACAGAUUGAUCAGAUUGUGCAAGAUCUGAAUCUGUUGAAGGAACAACAAGCUCUACAAACAGUUUGCCUGAAAGGCAUCAAGAUCCCAGGCAAAUGUUUUCUUGCAGACACGAUGAAGAAGACCUUUCACUUGGCAAACGAUGACUGCAUUGCAAAAGGUGGAACACUCAGCAGCCCUCUUUCUGGCGAUGAGAAUGACCAGCUGUACGAAUACGUCCGGCAGACCAUUGGGCCAGAAGGGCACAUCUGGUUGGGUGUAAAUGACAUAUUGAAGGAGGGCGAGUGGACUGACCAGACAGGCUCACCAAUACGCUUUAAGAACUGGGAAUCAGAGAUCACCCAUCAGCCUGACGGAGGCCGUAGCCAGAACUGUGCCAUCCUGUCCAGCACGGCCAACGGGAAGUGGUUUGACGAGGACUGCCGUGGUGAAAAGGCGUCUGUCUGCCAGUUCAACAUUGUCUAAACUUUUAUUAGAGCUACAUGCUGCAUGAUGAACAUACAGUAUAUAGAAUACACAACCAAAAGUAUGUAGACACUGCAAUGUCCUUAAACUCUUAAAAGUAAAGGUUCCAAAAAUGAGUUUUUGCUGUGAUGCCAUAAACUUAAAAAUAAUAGCUCCAACCAAGAGGGGUUUUCCACAGUGAUUUAACCAUUUUGGGUUCCCCAAAGAUCCUUUCAGUGAACAGUUCUUAAACGAAACUUCUGAAAAGAAUUUUGUUUUUGUAUAAAGAACAUUUUAAUAAUCUAAAGCAGUGAUUCCCAACUACGUUCCUGGAGGCCCCCCAACACUGCAUAUUUUGUAUCUACGGAGCCCCGGACAUGACAUGCAGGAAAAAAAAAAUAGUAGGCUGAAUCGUGCACACGAUUUACUAUUUCAAAGAAUAGUAAAUUAUGCGCACGUUUU
Molecule: messenger RNA, 1918 nt
Organism: Megalobrama amblycephala (Wuchang bream)
Lineage: Eukaryota; Metazoa; Chordata; Actinopteri; Cypriniformes; Xenocyprididae
Gene: clec3ba
Product: C-type lectin domain family 3, member Ba
Exons: 3
Coding region: 884-1477 (197 amino acids)
Source: RefSeq, a predicted model, not a curated record